GGGCUGUCGUCCAGGCUUCAACUGUCGCGUGCGUAAGUGCGACCUCUUCAGUCUAAGUUCAAGUUUUGAUCCGAAAACUUAAGAUUUGUAAUUCAAUCCUAGAAUUUCAAGUGCUGCGGGCUCCGCAUAAAAACAAUAUGCAAUGCAUAUGAUAUCAAUAUUUCUAGUUAUUUGCAGUGCAAGUGUUGAUUGAUGUGAAACAGUGGUUGAAACUUAUCCGAUUAAUAAUCCAAUUAAUAUUGUGCGGUUACUUACACCAAAUUACUCAAAUUUUCAGGAAAACUAGGCGAAACGAGUCGAUACAAACGACUUGCUGAAAGAAAGGGAAGCGGGGGGACAAGUAAACGGAAAAUAAAGUGCCGGAAUGCUUAAAGCAGUGGCACGAAGUAAAGGGCGACUUCAUGCUCUUUCAUAACUACCCACAACGCAAGUACUGAUUUGCGAUCUCAAUCCAAAUUUAUUUGAAGUAUUUUCACCUGCGUCCAACGACACUGAAAACCAUUUCAUUGACAUUUUACGAAUCAUAUUUAUGCGAUUCAUUGUUAUAACUUGACUUCAGUCUUACUUGAAACCCCAGUUGGUUUUCCCCACGCACAAUCUAUAUGAUAAACCGAAUAGAAAUUAAUUGCAAAAGAGAUAUUAAACCUCGCCGGCAAUUUCAAAAGAAAUAACUCAGAAUGAAAGUGAAUACUUAUACAUUUGUUGGGAGCUGGUUAUCCACCAUGAUAAAAGCAGAGUUGUUUUCUAUUCUUGAUGGGGUUGGAAAACACAUGGAGAAAGCUACAUCAGAGUCCUGGCUCUUAUCGGAUAAUUUGAGAGUAGGAGACAACGAUCUAAGAAAAUCAGCACACUUUCGUCGCCGGCUCGGAGUGCUGGGCCAGGAAAGGAGUAAUUUGCUUAGUGCAUCAUUUACAAGUGAUGCUUUUAUAGACAUAGAUCAUUAUAUGAAAAACAUGUUGCGGAAAUCCAUGGAAUCACUAGUGAACUGGGACGAAAAAGUCGGAUGGACCGAUUGGAAAACAGAGUCAGACAAGAAUUCAAAAGGGCAAAGAGGGCAUUUCCAAGAGCAGAAAAUAAAAAAAGAACUGAUUUUCUUCGUUCUUUUGAUAAUUUUGAAAACGCUGGGCGUACUUGUCACGAAAAUCAAGAUGGCUAUUGGCAUCAUGUUCCUGAAACUUCUAAUUGGAAAACUGAUAUUACUCUUCAUUCAUCUCAAAGGUUCCAAACACCACCAUGGACCACUGAUCAAGGCUUACCAAUCAACGACAAACGAAUUUCAUAGCUACUUGGGACCUAAAUACAAAUCUGAUAGUUUCGAUGCGGAUGGCCCAAUUUUCCCAUCACCUCCAAAUUUCCACGUUCAUUCCAGGAAAUGAUAAGAGUUAAAACUGAUGAGUCUAGGUUUUUCAUGCAACCAAGUUUCUGGAAGAGAUUUCCAUACUCUAUUUAUAUCUGUUUUCAUAUAAGUGAGAAAAAGUUGACCACAAAUAAGCAUAUCAUUAAAAAUAUAUUAUUUUACGUUA
Messenger RNA from Bemisia tabaci, 1523 nucleotides. RefSeq lists its product as uncharacterized. The record is from RefSeq and is a predicted model, not a curated record. Lineage: Eukaryota; Metazoa; Arthropoda; Insecta; Hemiptera; Aleyrodidae.